This is a messenger RNA of Penicillium daleae, 852 nucleotides long. Its product is annotated as 25S rRNA (adenine2142-N1)-methyltransferase. Gene Ontology annotation, molecular function: rRNA (adenine) methyltransferase activity. The record is from RefSeq and is a predicted model, not a curated record. Bases 1 to 852 code for a protein of 283 amino acids. NCBI's taxonomy places the organism in Eukaryota, Fungi, Ascomycota, Eurotiomycetes, Eurotiales, Aspergillaceae. Gene Ontology annotation, cellular component: nucleolus. The transcript has a single exon.
AUGGCUCCCAAGAGUCGAUCUAAACGACCAAGCCUACUCUCCAAAGGCCGGCCACCAACUGUCAAACCCAAACAGGCAGCAUUAUCCUCCAAAGCCACCCGUACUCUCAUCCGAUCUCACCAUCAACUCCUCAAGGCCAGAGCUCAGGCUGAAAAAGCCGGCGACGCAGCCAAAUUGAGCAGCAUUGAUGCUCAAAUCCAAGCCAAUGGCGGACUCGACAGUUAUCAAAUUGCCAGCAAGCUCGGGCAAUCCAUGGACCGAGGCGGCGAUUCCAGCAAACUACUGAUUGAAUGGAUCAAGCCCCAGUUGAAUCAAUGGAAUCCGAACUUGCCUAAACUGCGCGUUCUGGAGGUUGGAGCAUUGAGCACGAAGAAUGCUUGCUCGAGAACCCCGUCUUUGGAUGUAACCCGGAUCGACUUGAAUUCCCAGGAACCGGGUAUCCUCCAACAAGACUUUAUGGAGCGGCCUUUACCGUGUUCAGACGAGGAGCGUUUUCAUAUUAUCAGUCUAUCUUUGGUUCUCAAUUACGUGCCGGACGCGACGGGUCGAGGCGAUAUGCUUAAGCGCUGCGUCAAGUUCUUGACGUCUCAAUGUCCCAUCGCAUUUGUGCCGACGCUCUUUUUCGUCUUGCCUGUGGCGUGCGUUGAUAACUCGCGAUACGUGACAGAGGAGAGACUGCUUGACAUUCUAUCCAGUCUGGGAUUUGAGCUGGUUCAAAGCAAGCGAAGUAACAAGUUGAUUUAUCAACUAUGGCAUUAUACGGGGCAAUGUUCGCCGCGAAGUUUCAAAAAGGAGAUGCUCAACCCGGGUGCUAAACGGAAUAACUUCGCCAUCAUUCUGCGCGAUGGGUGA